GUAUAAUAAUAUUAAAAAGCUUUACAACACUGUUGUUGCAAUCAGCUGAUCAUAAAACAAUAAAACGUAAACAAACCGGCACCCACCAAUUGUAAAUAAAACCGCCAAUUUUCACAAUAAUAUAAAUUUGCUUUAAAAAUAAAAUACGAUGUUUAAAAUAAGUUGUUUUGAGAUAUGGCGACAAGAGAAAGAAAUGCCACGCAUUAUAACUCUUUGUAAAAAAUUAGAUGAUAUUUUAGAAGGUGGUCUUGCAGCUGGUUUGAUUACGGAAUUUUGCGGUGGGCCAGGUUGUGGGAAAACACAAAUGUGUUUGCAGCUUUGUAUCAAUGUGCAAUUUCCACGAAGAGUGGGUGGCCUUCAAGGCCAAGCUGUGUAUUUGGAUACAAAUCAAGAUUUCAGUCCUAAUCGUUUGCGAGAAAUUGCGUACUGUGCCGAAAAACGCUUCAUUCGUGCCUUACCCAAAACUGGGGUUGACUUAGGCACGCAAUAUCCUUUUACAGUUAAUUCAAUACUGGCAGGAGUAACUUAUAUGUAUUGUAAAAAUCAUAUAGUACUUCAAGCAGCAGUCGAGAGUCUACGUGAAAUGCUAAAUAAUAAUAAUGAGAUAAAGCUGAUCAUCAUUGAUUCGUUCUCCUUUCCUUUGCGCUUAAUUGAAGAUGUGGCAGAACGUAUUGGAGUAGUUUAUAAUUUAUUAUCGCAGCUACAGCAGUUAGCGACAGAAUAUAAAGUUGUAGUUGUUAUAACAAAUGAGUUAACAACGCGUGUUACUGGCAAUGACUGGAACAUAUGUCCAGCAUUAGGCGACAGCCACGGACAUAAAAUUAAUCAGCGCAUCAUUCUUAGUAAAUGUAUUGAAGAAAAUUGUUUCGUUGCAUUGAUGGAAAAGUCGAAUAUAGUACCAAAAGUAGCUCUACCUUUUGUGAUUAAAAAAAAUGGAAUUCGUGAUGUAUCAUAAACAUCAAACAAUUUUUAACUCUAGCUAGCUAUAAUCUAUAAUUUUUGCAAAGUGGUAAGUGGACUAGCACCUAUCAUAUGAUUAUUUUUACCUUCAUGAUUAAUUGCUGUGACGUUAUGAAAGUCAAUUACUCUAUAGAAUUCCAUAAGUGUAUCAUUGUAAUUUAAUGUAAAUCGUUUUAGUUGAAUUCCAACACGUCUUUGUAAACACUAACAGCGUAUUCAAUGUUUAAAGAGACUCAAAGUUUGUGUGAGUGUGAAACUGUUGAGAGACGCGCUCUCUAUUAGUUUAAAAAGCAUAGUUAAAGAUGCAAUUUGUUCUCAAGCUUAUUUUAAUGGUUAUGAUUCAUCCCUAGUGAGUACAAAUUUUUUAAUUUAGUAAAUUUUUUUAUAGUUUUAAGAAUUUUCAAAGUGAUUUGACGGCGGAAAUAACGAGGAAUUCUGAGUUAGACUUACAAUAAUAACUAUCAGUAAGAUUCUAAUAUUGACUAAUC
Messenger RNA from Bactrocera dorsalis (oriental fruit fly), 1448 nucleotides. Its product is annotated as DNA repair protein RAD51 homolog 3. Gene Ontology annotation, biological process: meiotic DNA recombinase assembly; DNA repair; reciprocal meiotic recombination. The coding region runs from base 149 to 955 and encodes 268 amino acids. NCBI's taxonomy places the organism in Eukaryota, Metazoa, Arthropoda, Insecta, Diptera, Tephritidae. The record is from RefSeq and is a predicted model, not a curated record. Gene Ontology annotation, cellular component: Rad51B-Rad51C-Rad51D-XRCC2 complex; replication fork; Rad51C-XRCC3 complex. The transcript is spliced from 6 exons. Gene Ontology annotation, molecular function: four-way junction DNA binding; ATP hydrolysis activity; ATP-dependent DNA damage sensor activity.